AUGCUGGUCCUGGGGUUCAGCACCAGAGGACGGAGCCUCAACCCUGACGACCCCAACGUGUGCAGCCACUGGGAGAGCUACGCCGUGACCAUCCAGGAGUCCUACGCUCACCCCUUUGACCAGAUCUAUUACACCAGAUGCACCGACAUCCUCAACUGGUUUAAAUGCACCAGGCACAGGAUCAGCUACAAGACUGCGUACCGCAGGGGCGUGAGGACCAUGUAUAGGCGCCGCUCCCAGUGUUGCCCUGGUUACUUUGAGAGCGGGGACUUGUGUGUUCCGCUCUGCACGGAGGAAUGCUCCCAUGGCCGCUGCGUCUCCCCAGACACCUGCCAGUGUGAGCCCGGCUGGGGCGGACUGGACUGCUCCAGUGGCUGCGAGAGCGACCACUGGGGACCCCACUGCAGCAACCGAUGCCAGUGCCAGAACGGUGCCAAGUGUAACCCCAUCACAGGUGCGUGUGUGUGCACCGAUGGCUACCAGGGCUGGCGCUGUGAGGAGCCCUGCGAGCUCGGCUACUACGGCAAGGCGUGCCAGCUGCCCUGCCAGUGCCUGAAUGGCGCCACCUGCCACCAUGAGACCGGAGAGUGCAUCUGCGCGUCGGGGUACACUGGCGCUUUCUGUGGGGAGCGGUGCCCCUUCGGGAGUCACGGGCUUCAGUGUGAGCAGCGAUGCCCCUGUCAGAACAGAGGAACGUGCCACCACAUCACCGGAGACUGCUCCUGUCCCACCGGAUGGAUGGGCUCCGUCUGCGCACAGCCGUGUCCGCUCGGGAAGUACGGCGUCAACUGCAGCCGGGACUGUUCCUGCCGCAACGGGGGGCUCUGCGACCACGUCACCGGGCAGUGCCAGUGCGCGGCUGGCUUCAGCGGACGGAGGUGCCAGGACGAGUGCCCCGUUGGCACCUACGGGCCCCAGUGCGGCCAGAGGUGCGACUGUAAGAACGGCGCCAAGUGUUACCACAUCAAUGGCGCGUGCCUCUGUGACACAGGCUUCAAGGGCCCCCACUGCCAGGAGAGGUUCUGCCCGCCGGGACUCUACGGCCUCAUCUGUGACAAGUACUGCCCCUGUGACGCAGCCAACACCGUCAGUUGUCACCCACUGUCUGGUGAGUGUAGCUGCUCCCCUGGAUGGACAGGGCUCUACUGCAACGAAAGCUGUCCGUCUGGCUCCUACGGCGACAGCUGCAGGUCAACGUGUGACUGCGCCCAUGAGACUGAGUGCCACAGUGUCACCGGCUCCUGCAUAUGCCCUGCUGGUCUGAUGGGCGAGGACUGCUCUGCGGUGUGCCCCGCCGGUCUGUACGGGCCCAGCUGCCUGACUUCCUGUUCCUGCCGUAACGGUGGCUCCUGCUCCCCUGUCGACGGCUCCUGUGCAUGCAGAGAAGGCUGGCGGGGGGCAGACUGCUCCGUCCCCUGUCCCAGUGGGUCCUGGGGGCCCGGCUGCAACCAGUCCUGCCUGUGUGCCAACGGGGCGGCCUGUGACCCCUCCAACGGCACCUGUACCUGUCCCCCUGGCUGGAGCGGCCCGCACUGCGACCAGCCCUGCCCUGACGGCACGUACGGCCUGGAGUGUCGGGAGAGCUGCCGCUGUGGGCACGCGGACGGCUGCGAGCCGGGGAGCGGCCUCUGUCGCUGCCACGCCGGCUGGACAGGGAUCCACUGCGACAGUGUCUGUCCCCAGGGCUUCUGGGGGCCCAACUGCUCUGUGAACUGCUACUGUCUGAACGGGGGCUCCUGCUCCGCCGAGGACGGCAGCUGCGUGUGCGCCCCGGGGUACAGAGGGACGUACUGCAGAAGAGUCUGCCUCUCGGGGCACUACGGCCAGGAGUGCAGCCAGCCAUGCCCCCACUGUGUGCACAGCACCGGGACGUGCCACCACGUGACGGGCCGCUGCGAGUGCCUGUCCGGGUUCGUGGGCACCCUGUGCAACAUGGUGUGUCCGAGUGACAGGUACGGGGAGGGCUGCCUGGAGGCGUGUGUCUGCACCAACGGCACCUGCAGCCCUGUGGAUGGCUCCUGCCAGUGCUUCCCCGGCUGGACGGGGGCAGACUGCUCUCUGGCGUGCGCCGCGGGUUACUGGGGUCCUGAUUGUCUCAACUUGUGUAACUGUCACAAUGGAGCCCGCUGCAACGCCUACGACGGGGAGUGCAGGUGCAGCCCCGGCUGGAUGGGUCUCUACUGCACGCAGCAAUGCCCUGCAGGUUUCUACGGGGUGGACUGCUCUGAGGUCUGCCGCUGCCAGAACGGCGCUGAGUGCGACCACACCACCGGGCUGUGUUCCUGCCGGACGGGAUUCAUAGGGAACGCCUGUGAGCAGAAGUGUCCUGCUGGCACAUUUGGCUUCGGCUGUCAGCAAUUAUGUGAGUGUAUGAACAAUGCGACCUGCGACUAUGUGACUGGAACGUGCUACUGCAGCCCCGGCUACAAAGGCAUCCGCUGCGACCAAGCAGCUCUGAUGAUGGAGGAGCUGAACCCCUACACCAAGAUCAGCCCGGCGCGCGGCACGGAGCGCCAGUCGGCCGGGGCCGUCAUGGGAGUCAUCUUCCUGCUCCUCAUCAUCAUGGCCAUGCUCAGCCUGUUCCUGUGGUACAGACAGAAGCAGAGGGAGAAGGGCCAUGAGAUCCAGCCCAGUGUGUCCUACACACAGGCCAUGCACAUCACCAGCACCGACUACUCUCUCUCUGAUUGUGGAAGCACCAUCGCCAUGCGGCCUGGCACCAUCGAGGCCCCCCAGGGCCCGAGCGGGGCCAGUGCCGGGGGUCAGUGCUUCAGCAACCCCAGCUACCACACCGUGGCCCAGUGCAACGUCUCCUCCAGCAUCUCCAGCGGCCUGGACGCCACGCUCACCCUCAAAUCGAGCACCUUGAAAAGCAGGUCCAGCUCAGAGUGGAGGGCCUACUGCAAUCUCAAUGAUCUAGACGUUCAACAAGGGGAGAUUCAGACGCAGAGGAGCUCCAGGAAAGAUCAUAUCAAAGGGUCGCUGUGCGGCAACAGCUCCUGCUCCCUGAACAGCGAGAACCCCUACGCCACCAUCAGGGACCCCCCGGGGCCCGCCUGCCAGCACACGGAGAGCGGCUACGUGGAGAUGAAGUCGCCCUCCCACCGCGAGGUCCCCUUCGGAGGCACCGCCACCCUGCUCGGGAGCGCCGGCAGGAACGUCUACGACGUGGAGCCCACUGUGAGUGUUCUGCAGGGCCCCAACGGCAUGGCCACCGGUUUCUCCCAGAGCCCCUACGACCUGCCCCGCAGCACCCACCUCCCCAGCCACUACGACAUCCUGCCCAUGCGCCACAGCCCCACACACACCCCGCCGCCGGCCGCCCCGGAGAGCCCCAGCUCCCUGCUCUAG
Molecule: messenger RNA, 3351 nt
Organism: Gadus chalcogrammus (walleye pollock)
Lineage: Eukaryota; Metazoa; Chordata; Actinopteri; Gadiformes; Gadidae
Gene: megf11
Product: multiple EGF-like-domains 11
Exons: 24
Coding region: 1-3351 (1116 amino acids)
Cellular component (GO): membrane
Molecular function (GO): zinc ion binding; protein binding
Source: RefSeq, a predicted model, not a curated record